AUGUCCGGAAUCUUCACAACUCAUUUAUUUGACGUAGUGGAUAUUUGUUUGUACAGCGUCAGUUUCUUGUUUGGUCUUCCUUUGCACUCCUACAUUAUUUGGUUCAUCGUCAAAAGAACAGGAAGUGGAAUUGUAUCAGAGUUCUUCUUCCUCAGUUCAUCUGUUUGUGAAAUUAGUCUCUGUGUUAAAAGUUUGUUGAUGGUAUUUUGUCAUUUUCUUUUCUUUCAAUUUGUCAUGGAUUCUGUGCUGUUUUUACAAGGUCUUGCAAUCACCGGUCGUCCUCUGUUUCAGUGUCUGAUUUGUGUGGAGCGUUACCUGGCGGUGGUUCAUCCUGUAACCUUUCUGAAGUACAAACCUCUCAGAUACAGACUUGUGUGUUCUGCUGUCGCCUUGUUGACGGUUCUUGGCCUCUCUGUGCUAUCUUUUUUUUUUUUUAGAUCAUCUAACAUUUUAUUUUGUACUUUUUUCUUCUUGCUGCCGUUCCUCCUCUUUCUCUCCAUCCAGUUGUUCUGUUGUCUUGCUGUUCUCAGAGCUCUGAAGCAGUCAGGACCAGGAGAGAGAGCGAGAGAGAGAGAGGAGAAAAAUCACAUGAAGAGAAGAGUGUUUCAUCUCAUUCUAAUAGCCACCGUGAGCAUGAUUAUCACAUAUGUCCCUUAUAUUGUUUAUGGUUUCUUUACUCUUUUCUCACAAAACAAUAUGAGGAUACUUUGGUCUUUUAGUUUUGGUUGUUUUGUGUUGGGUGGUUUUGUGCAGCCGGUUCUUUAUCUGCGGAGGACUGGAAAACUCUUUUGUGUAUCUUUGUAA
Molecule: messenger RNA, 804 nt
Organism: Triplophysa dalaica
Lineage: Eukaryota; Metazoa; Chordata; Actinopteri; Cypriniformes; Nemacheilidae
Product: somatostatin receptor type 4-like
Exons: 1
Coding region: 1-804 (267 amino acids)
Biological process (GO): positive regulation of Rho protein signal transduction; phospholipase C-activating G protein-coupled receptor signaling pathway
Cellular component (GO): membrane
Molecular function (GO): G protein-coupled receptor activity
Source: RefSeq, a predicted model, not a curated record